AGAGCUGCAAUACUAUGAGUUUAGGUGUAAUCAGGGGAGGGUGGGGGUGCAUUCUGGAGGAUUCUGCGGAAAUCAUAGGAGAGGACCCCGUUUCACUCGUUUAUUGUGGGGGCUGUUUUCUCCCUUCUCAGCUAGAUGGUUAGCCCCCUCCGUGAAACCCACAACACAGUGGUGGGGGGCUGAAGGUUUUAGGGACUUUGUGUAUUUCAGAUUCUAGACUGGAAUAUAGAUUUAAACUACCUUCUUGCUGCAAAAAUGUCUAAGAGACCAUCCUAUGCCCCACCACCUCCCCCUGCCCCUACGACUCAAAUGCCCAACACUCCUGGGUUUGUGGGGUACAACCCAUACAGUCAUCUGGCCUACAACAACUACAGACUGGGAGGGAGCCAAAGCAGCAACAGUCGGGUAACGAAUUCCUCUGGAAUAAACAUCCCAAAACCCCCAAAACCUCCAGAUAAGCCGCUGAUGCCCUACAUGAGAUACAGUCGAAAGGUUUGGGAUCAAGUAAAAGCCUCCAAUCCUGAUCUGAAGCUAUGGGAAAUUGGGAAGAUAAUCGGUGGCAUGUGGAGGGACCUCACUGAUGAGGAGAAACAGGAUUAUUUGAAUGACUACGAAGCAGAGAAGAUUGAGUAUAAUGAGAGCAUGAAGGCUUACCACAACUCGCCAGCUUACCUGGCUUAUGUCAACGCAAAGAGCCGGGCUGAGGCAGCUCUGGAGGAGGAGAGCCGCCAGAGGCAGUCCAGACUGGACAAGGGCGAGCCUUACAUGAGCAUCCAGCCAGCAGAGGAUCCAGACGAUUACGACGACGGCUUUUCUAUGAAACACACAGCUGCUGCUCGUUUCCAACGCAACCACCGCCUGAUCAGCGAGAUCCUCAGCGAGAGCGUCGUCCCAGACGUGCGGUCUGUUGUCACCACCGCUCGCAUGCAGGUCCUCAAACGCCAGGUCCAGUCACUGAUGGUGCACCAGAGAAAAUUGGAGGCAGAGUUGCUUCAGAUUGAAGACCGCCACCAGGACAAGAAAAGAAAAUUCAUUGAAGCCACAGAGUCGUUCAACAAUGAGCUCAAAAGGUUGUGCUGCAUGAAGGUGGAAGUAAACAUGGAGAAGAUUUCUGCAGAGAUCUCUGCAGCAGAAGAGGCAGCACGCAAACGGAUGGCAGAACGCGAGAAGGAUGCAGGAGACCGAGGAGCAAGAGAGGCGCCCACCUGCGUCUUGGCAGAGGAGGAAAAACAUGUUUGUGCGACGCAUGGUAAAAAGUCCCAGCAGAACUCUCACAGCGACGGCAGCAACAAGGAAGGCGAGGACACAGAAUCAAAUAAUGCAGAUGCACCAGUAAAACAGAAAGCCUCAGAAGAGAUGGAGGCCCAUCCAGGCAGUGAGGAGGGAGCAUCAGAGGACAAGGAGAGCGUCCCAGAGGGAGCCAUGGAGGAGGGAACCAGCGACAGUAACACCGGCUCAGAGACCACCUCUGCUCAGACAGAAGAUGCCACGACCAGCGAGCCAUCAGAGGGACCCACCAAGGCAAGAGCAGCCCACUGAGUCCAGCAGUGUAAAACCUCGGGGCUGCCAUUGAAUCUUUUUGACCCUUUGAUUACAGAUAAUGCACAAUCUCAUGUCUGUUUGUCGAAAGUGUUAAAGGAGCAUUCAGACGGGCCCACUGUUUAGCAAGCCGAAGGCUGCAGUUAAGGUUAAAAACCUGACACUCGUAGACACGGUGAAUACAACAGUAUUAAAAAAAAUGCACUCGGACUUGACAAAGCAAUGACCUUGUCUAAAAUCAACGGCUGCUACAAUGUGCCACAAAAGCCCGUGUGAAGGCACUAUAUUCGGCUUUUUUGGAAGAGCGCACUCAAGCCCUUCAUCAGCACAUAUUGAAACAUAUCUCUAGCACUAUGUCUGGCAGACAAACAAAAUUGCUCAGUGUUAUACCUAACUUUGUUCUUUGUGUUGUAGUCCCAUUGUUGCUUUUAUUGUUUUGCAUGAUACAGGUAAAAAAAAAAAAAAAAAAGUUGUUGAAGGGUGGAGCUAAGUGACCAUCUCCUUGGCAGGAGAAUAUUUGUUUACUCUCUGUAUCAGUAUUACAGUGACAGUAUUGUCUCAGGAGUUUGUAGUCAUUAAGUAGUAGUUACUCUUUUAUUUAUUAUCAGCUUUUUUCUUAUUAUUCUUGUGUAUUGGGUGCUCUGGGUCCAGCCCAUCUUUAAGUAUAUAUCAUGUGAUCAUCAAUGCUGUACCACGCUAAACUACCAGUGUUCUAAGGUUUGCUGGCUGCCAAUCAAAUCAAAAGCAGUAUGCUUAGAACAGGUGUUUGUUUUGAUCAGUGUUGCGGUUUCUAGCAGGAAACCUUUACAUGUCCAGUUAAUGUGUACACGGUGUAACAAGGUUUGCUUAAACGUGAAUUUUCAUGUUGUAAAACAGCUAGAAGAACACUCAUUAACAUGCAGUCUUAAUAUGAAUUUCAUUUUUGCAUAUUUAUAUAAAUAAACUUUUCUACUAUGAAA
Girardinichthys multiradiatus is the source of this 2498-nucleotide messenger RNA. RefSeq names its product SWI/SNF-related matrix-associated actin-dependent regulator of chromatin subfamily E member 1-like. The record is from RefSeq and is a predicted model, not a curated record. Gene Ontology annotation, biological process: negative regulation of DNA-templated transcription. Gene Ontology annotation, cellular component: SWI/SNF complex. Bases 256 to 1539 code for a protein of 427 amino acids. The transcript has 11 exons. Gene Ontology annotation, molecular function: nucleosomal DNA binding; nuclear receptor binding. Lineage: Eukaryota; Metazoa; Chordata; Actinopteri; Cyprinodontiformes; Goodeidae.